Molecule: messenger RNA, 6095 nt
Organism: Misgurnus anguillicaudatus (oriental weatherfish)
Lineage: Eukaryota; Metazoa; Chordata; Actinopteri; Cypriniformes; Cobitidae
Source: RefSeq, a predicted model, not a curated record
CUAUGCAUUAAACCGUCUGCUGAAUGUAAAUGUACUUAUUACUACCAGCCAAAGGUAAUUAGUUACACUACUAGUUAUAUUACUUUUCUAUUGCACCCUCCACCAAAAAAGUUUUGUGAGUCUGUGAAUCCAAGAAAGUUGCAGAUGAAUGAAGAGUACAACGGCCUCAAACUAUUUGUUAAACAAGUUAUGUAAUGUAAUAAAGCAGUAAUAUACAUACCAAAAUUUGCAACAGGCUCAAGCAGGUGCCAAAUAAACAUGUAACUAGCAACUAGCCCUUUUUGGAUGGUAACUGUAAUAAUCCAGUGUUUUUUAGUAAUUAAUUAUACUACCAGUUACCAAGGAAAAGUAAUAUUAUUACAGUAGCCUAACUAGUUACUAUUAACUACUUUCUGCCCAACACUGUGAACCUUAAUCCAUUUUCUACAUUUUAAACUUUGUGAAUGGAUUUGGGGAAUUUUUUACACUAAUAUAGCCACUAAUAUGAUAACAAUACACGGUCACUAUUUUCUUUCAUAUGAUAAUUAGGGUUCAUUUGAUAAGAAUUAAAUUGUCAGAGAUAAAUGUUACUGAAUGUUAAAAGUAUAAGAGUCUACUUUUACAGUUUAAAACAACAAGUAAUUAUAAUACAAACCUACCCUAGAGAAACACUUUAUAUACAGUAAAGACAGUACCAAAUACUGCAAUGAUAAUUAAAAUGAUGUUAUAUAUGGCUAAUAUUUAUGUGUUUCCAUGACAGGCCUAGCUUUGGGUCAAAGGACAUUUAAAUAGAAGAAUAUUUUUAUAGGCCAUUUUGCAAGAUGUAAACAACACUGAUCCAGAAACACUUCCUGUUUCAGUUUUUUAACACUGAACAAAAUAUUAAUAUUAAUUAAUAUUGGAACAAAAUACAACCAACAGAGAGUGUAGAAUUGAAUCAAAAUGUAAAAUAAAUAUUAACUAAAAAAAAAAAAAUUAAAACAAGAAGAAGUGUUUUUGGACCAGUUUACAUCUGGCAAAAUGGUCUAUAGUUGUUCUCUGUAAUAGAUCUACCUUGAAGUCUAUCUUGUGCUUAUUAUUUUGUUUAACACUGUUUUAUACAAAAUUCUGCCUUUAUUGUAUUUUUUAUGUUUGACGUUUUAAACUAUUUCUAUUUCACAAGGUGAUGUCACAGUAGAGGUGACGCUAAUGGAACUGUAUGCGUGUGUGAUUAUUUCGUCAUUGUAAGAGGGCUAUAUAAGACCGCGCGAAUUCCAGAAAAUUUGUGGGUUUAUAGUUAGGAGAGUUGUUGUUACUGUUGCUAAUUGUCGGAGUGGUUUUUUCAUAUUUCGUAAUUUUUGUGUUUUUGUUCUGUUUUUGUUUGUUUCGAGUGUGUUUUUGUUUGUUUUUGCUGUGUGUUUUGUGUGUGUUUAUUUGUUUGUUUGUUUGUUUUGAUGAUUUAUAAAACGCCAAAAAACCCCGCUGCGGUUAGCCGGCCAUUCUUUGGCCGGCUAAUCGCACGGGUUUUUUUGGCGGUCUACAGGCUGGUCCUGUUCUUUUUGGGCUUCCCGGACCGUAGCAGUGAACCGGAGGUUCGCCGCGGACAAAACAUCAGGCGUCCUCGGAUGCCAGCUGUGGAGUCCGCGGUGAUGCCGGUUCGCCGUAUUUCGGAAUUCACGGCCAUGGAGACCUUAAGCAUGCGUGACCUGGCAGCCCAAGUCACCAGCAGCUUGCUGAGUUUCCCAGAAGUGACGAUAGACGCUCUGGGAGAGGAUGAAGUUACGCUUGACUCCGUACUGCAUGGAAGAUUUACUGUUGGAAAGAGUGGACUGGCCUGGCUUGCUUGCGGGCCCCAGUUGGAGGUGGUCCAUGCAGUUACUGGCGAGCGUUUCUCCGCUUACCGCUUCAGCGGGGUGUUCGAGCAUCCGCCCACGGUGUUGGCCGUGCGGGAUUUCUGUUGGCUAAAGCGAACAGGGCUUCUCGUGGGUCUGGAGGAAGGUGAAGGCAGUAUAUUGUGCCUUUAUGAUCUUGGCAUCUCCCGUGUUGUCAAGGCUGUGGUCAUACCUGGCAAGAUAACAGCCAUUGAGCCCUUGGUUAGCUAUGGAGGGGCCAGUGCCAGCACACAGCAUCUGCAUCAGAGUCUACGUUGGUUCUUUGGAGUUGCUGCUGUGGUAACAGACGUCGGUCACGUUUUGCUGGUUGACCUCUGUCUGGAUGACCUGUCCUGCAGCCAGAGUGAACUGGAAGCCUCAGAUUUGGAAGUGGUCUCUCCCUCUGAGAUCCCACGCUUUAGAGAGGGUGCGAUUCAGCAGGGCAGACACCUGUGCCUGCAGCUCAGCAGCCCCACAGAUACAGGGGCAACAGCGCUGCAGUAUAUACAGCGGACCAACCAGCUUGCUGUAGGCUUUGCUGAUGGCUACCUGCAGCUCUGGAACAUGAAGACCCUCAAAAAAGAAUAUCACUCACGGCUAGAGGGUGGCAGAGUGCCCGUCUACGCGUUCACGUUCCAGGAACCAGAGAAUGAUCCCCGAAACUGCUGCUAUUUGUGGGCCGUGCAGUCAGCACAGGAUCAUGAGGGGGAUGUGGUUAGCAUUCAUUUAUUACAGCUGGCCUUUGGAGAGAGGAAGUGUUUGGCUUCAGGGAAAAUUAUCUAUGAGGGUCUAGAGUAUUGUGAUGAGCGAUAUAGUCAGGACCUGAAUGGCACGGCGUUCCCACUCAGGGCUCAAGCUACUAAUACUCGUUUGAUCGGCUGCCAGACUAUAGAGAAGUUUCGUCACCAUCCUGAUCGCGAUGACAGCAUGAAUGAAGUGCCAUCUCCGGAUACAAGCGUAUCAAUUUUUAGCUGGCAAGUCAAUUCUUACGGACAAGGCCAGCCAUCUACCUUCAUUGGUGUUUUUGAUAUUAACAGAUGGUACCAUGCUCAGAUGCCAGACUCACUAAGAACGGGUGAAUCUUUGAGAAAUUGUCCUUAUCUGGCAGUGUGGUCUCUUGACUCUGUGGUAGAGAUGACUGCUUCCUGUCCUCUGAUGGACCUUAUUGUUCAUGAACGCAGUCUAAGUAGGGGCCUGCCUUACACCUGCCCCCCACCAGAGCAGUUCUUUAAUCCCACAACCUACAACUUCGAUGGAAGUUGUUUGCUUAAUACUGGAAUUGUGCACUUUACUUGCUCUGGUCAUCAAAAAGAGACCCUGAGCUACUUGAAGAAGCUGGCUCCAAGUUUGGGCGGCAGCAUUACGAUUGGAUACUCGCGCUGCCUUAUGUCUGGUCUCCUGUCCUCUCGUCCUGCUGAUGUCCAGCCCUCUAGCCUCUCACAGGAAGAGCAACUUGAUGCCAUCUUAUGCACCGCUGUAGAGACGAGCUCCUUGGGAUUCAUCACUGGCUGUAUUAAACAGUGGACCACUGAGGAGCAAGCGGGGUCAGCCGUGAAUUUGCGCUAUAUACUGGAGUGGGCCUGGAACAAGUUUGUGCGCACCAAAGAAGAGCUGGAUGAAAUAUGUGCUCCACUCUUUGACAGCUUCACAAAUUUCACAGAUCCAGAAACACUUCAGCUCCUACAGCACAGUCAACGCUUGCUGGCAAACCUCAGCACCAUCUUCCAUUGUUUUCUUAAUGGGGCACAGGAGAUCACACACAAAGGGUUGGUUGGACUCAUGACCAAAUGCAUGGUGUCCAGUUUGAUGUCUCACUAUGCUCAGGUGGUUCUGUGGUUCUGCCGUACCGGCUUCCUUCCAGAGGGCACUGAUGAUGAUGUCCAGCAAAUAUCAAGGCCCUUUUACAGUCAUUCUAUUAUAAAGAACUACUACGUUAGCAAAAGGGAAGAGCUGCAGAGACUUGCCAAGGAUAAGUGGUGUGCGGACUGCCUAAUGAUUGACGGUCUGGUAACGCAGUGUGGGGAGGGUCUAGUUGAACUCUGGAGAAGGGAUGAGGGUGGAACUGGACAGUAUCCUCCCCCGACACUUCAUGCCUUGCUUGAUAUAUAUCGGCUGGAAAACGUUGAGGAAUCUGCCAGACAUGCUAUUGUUAUUUAUUUCCUAAUGGAUUUGAGUACGUCAGUGGAGUCUUUUACCACAGCAUUUGGCAUUCCGAUUGGAAUAGUCAAAUUGGUACAAGGCAUGUGGUUGCUAGACCAUCAUGAUCAUGAGAGAUCUCUGGAGCUGCUCUUGCAUCCAGCCACCAGUCACUCACUUUGGAGCUGGCAACAUGAACGUGUCCUGCAAGCUUUGAUGUGUCAGCAGAAGCACACCCUUGCUCUACGCUACUUGCAUGCGAUGAAGCCUCCACUGUGCACUACCAGCCAAGCCAAGCUUUCCCUUUCAGUCCUGCUCCAUAACAGGUGUAUUGUGGAGGCAUGGGCGUUGUUAAGGCAGCACUGUAUUAAGUUAAACAUGGAAGAGCUGAUGAAGUUUUUCUUCGAUACGUGUCAGGAGCUAGGUCUGAAGAAAGAGCUACUGAAUCUGCCACUUGGCAUGGCAGAACAGGCCGAUCGGGACCCUAAGAUGAAGGAAAGGUCAAACUCCAUUUUAAACCACUCCAGAGAGGCAGAGAUGCAAGUGCUUGUCCCCAGGCUUUUGGAUUUGGUCGUGCAGCCAUCUUCCCAAACUUCUUCUAAUUUGCCGGGUACACCAUCAAGGUCCAUAAACUCAUGGGCUGGCCCAAAGAUUAUCAGUAAAGCUCCAGAGCUCAAUCUGUUGCAAACUCCACAAGUGGUAAAGGUGAGCAACCCCAUGAUUUUACGACCCACUCCCGUGGCCACCCCUUCAGCUUCUCCAGGCCGGUCCAUCUCUCCCACACCUUGCCACAAAGAAAGUCACAUUACUUUUAUAGAGGAAGCUGACUCUCCAGAGCCUCCCAAGGGAUCUGUCCACUGGAACAACAGGGACAAUGGCCUGGUAGAUGAUGCAGUGGAAACUGAAGCUGUCAAACCCAAAAAGAAGAGAAAAUCUAGGACAAAGGCGGCUCCAGAACCUCCACCGCCUGUUCAGAUCAGUUUGCUCUCUCCUUUGGCUAGACCAGCCGAACCAAAUGCAAGACCCGAAAAGAGUACGGACGUGAAGGAAACUCCCUUGCUGAAGAUGAAUCUACGACGUAAACGCAUGAAAGUCAAAUGGAUGCCAUUUCCCCUAAACCAGUGACGCGGAGAAAGAAACUUUGAUUGUGAUUCAUCCCCAAAAAUGCAUGGGAUGUGCAUUCUCUUUUUUUCUGCUCUUCCCUUUCCUAAGAACUCUGCAGCCUGCUAUUUUCUAAUUAAGAUAAUGUUUGGAAUAACUAAACAUCUAAUUUGAGAAAUUAUUUUUAUUAUAAAUUAUGCUGUUUACUGAGGGACUUGAGCACCAAAAAAGAUGGCUUAGUUUUUAAAGGUUUCUACUAAUGCAAAUAUAAAUAGUCUUUUAGCGAUGCUAUAAAUAAAAUUUGAUACUUGUAAAUUAUUUUGUUACUUGGUUUGUUUAUAGAACGGAUUGUGUAGGAAAUGUAAAGCCGGAUCAAACAAUUACAAGGUUUAUGGGUUGCACCACUUGGAUGAUGUGGUUCACCAUGCAUUGGUUAAGUGUAACAAGAUGGUCUAUUUUAAACGGAUGGACGUUUUGCUUUACUUGGCACUUAGUCUCCUCUAUCAUGAGGUCUUAAAGGUGCAGUGUGUAAAUUUUAGUGGCAUCUAGUGGUAAGGUUGCGAAUUGCAACCAAUGGCUCAGUCCACUGCUCACCUCUUGCUUUUGAAACGCAUAGAGAAGCUACGGUAGCCACCACCGGACAAACAUGUCAUCGAUGGAGACAACUUAGUAAAAAAGUUUGUCCGUUGAGGGCUUCUGUAGAAACAUGGCUGCACAAAAUGGCGACUUCCAUGUAAGGGGACCCUCUGUGUAUGUAGAUAAAACGUCUCAUUCUAAGGCAAUAAACACAUUAUGAAAGGUCUUUAUACACCCCUGAUAAUUUAGUUUUAUAUAUUAUUUUGCAUUUCUGUCAAGAGAUCCUUGUAAAAAUUAUACACUGCACCUUUAAGUUGAAGAACCCCAAGUUUGUUCAUUGCAAAUAAUGUACAUGCAUUUUUGUUCAGAUACAUCAGUUAUAUUUAAAAGAGCAUUGUGAACUCUGUUGUAAUGCAUAUUUGCUUUCAAAUACAAAUAAUUUACAUUUUUAAA